Stereum hirsutum FP-91666 SS1 is the source of this 1528-nucleotide messenger RNA. Its product is annotated as S-adenosyl-L-methionine-dependent methyltransferase. Gene Ontology annotation, molecular function: O-methyltransferase activity. The record is from RefSeq and is a predicted model, not a curated record. The transcript is spliced from 13 exons. NCBI's taxonomy places the organism in Eukaryota, Fungi, Basidiomycota, Agaricomycetes, Russulales, Stereaceae. The coding region runs from base 1 to 1398 and encodes 465 amino acids.
AUGCCAGACCAAAUCCUCCUGUCCGUCGACCCACUUGGGCGCUCUUACACGAAGUCCUUUUCUGCUGCACAUGAUCCCGCACAACUCUUGCCUCUAGUUGACCUCAUCUCUAAAUCAGUUGCUUUAUUAGUCGAAGAAUACAGGAGCGUGAACCAAUCUGUUCCUUCCCUAGACUCCACUAGUCCGAGCCCCUUCGAUGCUCCAGAAUCGAACACUCCGGCCAUGAGCAGGGCAGUCCAAAUCAUCGAGGCCGCUUGUGCCCAGCUGUGCUUCACCGUCGCCAGCCCCGGUCACGUCAUGAUAAAUAAAGCAUACGCCUUUGAGGAGGCGGCCUGCCUCCAAGUAGUCACUGAGGGCAGAAUCGCCGAUCACCUAGUCGAUGUCCCGCAUGGGCUUUCUGUCGAGGCACUUGCUUCCAAGUCUGGACUGAACGCCGGCAAACUCGGCCGUAUUCUCCGAAUGCUUGCAACCAAACAUUGUUUCAUCGAAGUAUCCCCGAAUGUCUUUGCAAACAACCGGUUAAGCAUUAAGCUACUUUCUACGGACCCCGUCUCGAGCUUCGUUGGUCAUCUGACGGGAGAGGGUAUGAAAGGAGCAUCCUUCCUAAAUGACGCGCUAAUGGAUCAGGUUUCGGGCUCUUCAAUGUCUCCUGCCGAUGCACCAUUUCGCCAUGCUUACGGGGCACCGAUAUUCGACUAUUAUUCUCAGGCUCCUCGUCGCAUUGCGGAGCGUUUCAAUAAGGCUAUGGUUGGGUUCGGCUUGGUGACAGGAACCGGAAUGCUCCCCCAAGCCUUCCCAUGGAACAUUUUGCCUAAGGGCACCACAGUCUGCGAUGUAGGCGGUGGGAAUGGCCAUGCAACCCUCGGUCUCGCGAAAUCUUUUCCGCACUUGCGCAUCAUAGUUCAAGACCUUGAGCAUGUAGUCGUGAACGGCAAACCGCUUUGGGAGAAAGCUUGCCCAGAGGCCGUGAACAGCAAACACGUGGACUUUGUUCCGCUUGACUUCUUCAAGGGCGUCCCAGUAUCCGGAUGCGACUUUUACUAUCUCCGCCAUGUCUUGCACGACUGGCCUCAGGCCGAAUCCUUGAAGAUCAUGUCGAACAUCCGCUCGGCCAUGAAGGAGUCAAGCAGACUCCUUAUUCAUGAAUUUGUUCUCCAACAUGCGGUUCGCGACAUGAAGUGUGGCCCCGGAUUCUCGCAGGCGCCCGAACCCCUUCUCCCUAACUUCGGGAUGGGACGUGUGCGCUUGUAUGAGCAAGAUAUUAACAUGAUGUGUUGUGUCAAUAGCAUGGAGCGUACACUGGAUGAGUUCGUUGAACUCGGGAAUUACACAGGCUAUCGGUUUGUGAAGAUUUGGGAUGCUGGAGAAGCGAGCCUCGUUGAAUUUGCAAUCGCUUAAGUGCCUGUGAGCUGCUGUGGUGUAAGUGAUGUUCGUUCUGGAUCGCUUGUCGAGAUCACCUCUUGAGAGCAUCGGUCUCAGCGUGUCUAGGCCUUUGCUUCGUACAUGUGGGCUUGCGCAGGAUGACAGG